UAAGCGCUGUGAACUGCACUUAUAAAAGUUUCAGUGCGCAUGGAGAGAGCUGAAUUGUAUGGGCAGUCAAACAGCGCAGGUAACAUUACCCUGAUGUGCUAACCCACGCCGUUCUUCGUUUGCAGUUCUCUCCGUGAAUAUCACCUGCUAUCGACAACAGGCAGCUGCCCAUCACGAUCUGGGCAAAAAAAAAUAAUAAUAUCCUUCAUCGGUUGCGGAAUUGUCUACGUACAGCAAUAUCUCUUACAGCGCUGUGGCAAAAGUUCAAAGGGGGAAAAACCACACAUGCAAAGCCGUGUUCACCGUUUUAACGAUUACUUUUUUAAUACGGACAAGCGCGCAACAGAGACUCCCAGCUUAGCAUCACUGCAUCUUUCUUUGAAACUAUGGAUACAGACACAGACAAGAUUAUUAUAAACGUUGGUGGAAAACGCCAUGAGACGUACGCCAGCACACUUCAAACCAUUCCCGACACGAGGCUUUCAUGGUUAGCAGGCAGUUACCUUAACAGUGAUACUAAACAAGAAUUUUUCUUCGACCGAAAUCCAAAAAUCUUUGGUAUCAUUUUGAACUAUUACCGCACAGGCCAUCUCCAUGCGCCGAGGGAUUUCUGCGGUCCGCUGUUUCAAGAGGAGCUGGCGUUCUGGGGAAUCGAGGAGAGGGAGAUGGAAGCGUGUUGUUGGCCAUAUUACACGCAACACCGAGACGCUGAGAAAAAUUUGAAGGAUUUUGUAGGACCUGAGUUUGAGGAUUCUGAUGAGAACGACGACGACGAAUUUUCACCGGAAUUCGAUUCAACAUACGGUCAGGCCACUUCUUUGUCAUGGUGGACAAUAUACAGACCUAAAGUUUGGGCCGUGUUGGAUGAUGCUCAUUCGUCUACCAAGGCUAAGGUCUUCGCUUUAACCUCUUUUUUUAUGAUUCUGGCGUCUGUGGUAUCCAUGUGCGUCUCGUCUGUGGUACAGGAUGAAAAUAAUGUCUACAUUAGAGGCUUUGAGUACGCCUUUUGUGCCUGGUUCACUUUGGAAUUUGGCGCAAGGUUGUUAUUUUGCCCAGACAAGUUGGCUUUCUUUAAAGAAAUUAUGACGUGGGUCGAUCUUAUAUCGUUGUUACCUUUUUAUGAAGACAUAAUUUUUGGUACCAGUAUGUUAAAAUUUCUACGAGCCGUGAGACUUAUACGUACAUUUCGCGCACUGAAAGUGUUCGCCUUCACAAGCGGUUUACAGAUUAUAGUGCAAUCACUCAAAGCGAGUUUCAGAGAAUUGAUCCUACUGCUGAUAAUUCUCCUCAUUCCAGUUGUCGUGUUUUCAAGCGUGUUGUUCGAAAUCGAAUCCCAUCAACCCAAACAGAAGGACUUUAAGAACAUCCCACAGGCAUUUUGGUGGGCUAUCAUUACCAUGACAACAGUAGGCUACGGCGAUAUGGUACCGAUCACGAUCCCUGGGCGAAUCAUUGGAGGAAUCUGUGCCAUACUUGGCGUGCUUAUUGUGGCGUUGCCUGUUUCGGUUAUUGGCAAUAACUUUUCCACUUAUUACUCUCACGCGCAAGCAAGGCUGAGUCUUCCAAAGAAAAAGCGUCGCUUGAUCAUGUGUGAAGCCAAACUGCGGGCUAAUCCUAGACAAGGGCAAUCACCUUCCAGUUCAACAUCACUACGUGCAAAUGGUGUUCACGAGGUCCCAGAGGUCGUGACUGAGACACCAUCCAGGACAGGCUCUGCCACAAAAUACAGACGCUACCACCGCCGUUCUAGAAAUACUCUAUUUGCGCAUGGUGAUGUCUACAUAGGGCCAACGAGGUUUGAUAGGCAUAAGCUUCAUCACGCUGAAACAUGCAAUGAGGAGGAAAAUGAGAAUGAAAGCGAGAGUGAAACAGGGAAAAGUGAAUGUCCCACCGCAAGGGAAACAACAAGCAGCGGAGACUUAGACAAUGUGGUAGAAAAAGGAGGAACCUUGCCACCUCAGGCUAGUGAGGAACUUCCCCGUAUUUCGGCGCUCCCUAGAAAUUUCACACUCAUUAACUCGAUGCAUGAGAGCGAAGAAAUUAUCGAAGAGGAUUCGAGGCCUUCUUCCGUUCUUUCUGAACGUCGCGGGACAAAAAAGAAAAAGCUGCACCCUGGUGUCCAAUCAUCUCGCCGUAAAAAAUCCAAUAGCUCUCUCUCAAGGUCAUGGAUAGAACUAAAAGCUCAACAAGCGCAAUCACCACAAGAGAACGGGCAUCCUCAGAGUUCCCGCGGGAACAAAGCUCGCGUGUCCUCGGUGGAUGCACGGGGAUCACCGCAGGAGAAGGGGCGUCCUCAGAGUUCCCGCGGAAACAAAGCUCGCGUGUCCCCGGUGGAUGCACGGGGGAGUUACAAAAACCCGUGUAUGGAAAAGGAGAGUCCCUCGAAUUUAUCCUCAUCCCGGAUUUACUCCGUACCCUCGUUUAAGGUGGACAGUGAGACUACCCGACUGGAUAAAGGAGAUAUGCCUGGCGAAGAGAUCAACUCAAACUCGGCGAUUGUAAAUGAUAGCAAUCACAGAACUGGUAAAUCAUCGGAGCACGAUUUUGCAAACGGUUUUAUAGCUUAAUAGUAGAGAAAACUAAGGAAAGUAAUAAAUAGAAUAGAAAGACGACUGAAAUUCGUCCACAAUGGUAUGUGGAUGAGAAUAUUUGCAUUAUCGACGCAUAUUUAGCGGGCACAAUGAAGUUAGCUUAUGAAGCUAAGGCUGGAUAUUCAGGGUGUGGCUAGGGAAGGGGGGGUCCUCGAGGGCCGCUGUCCCCCGCUGCCUUGGAUGACUUACUAUGAAGUUAGUAACUUAAAGGGAGACGAGAAAGCGUAAAUCAUGAAUUUGCACGUUAUGCAUCAUUCAGUGCUCAUCCGACAAAUGUCGCUCUUAAUGAAACACAGCAUGGCUGUCGACAUAACAGUCAGACAGUUAUGCUGGGAGAGACCUUGCAUCACUCCUAUCCCCUCAGCUCUUUGAAAAUCCUGGUCACCACCCUGAGUAUUAAUUAAAACCUACCUCUAAUGACUUAGCUCUUGCCCUUGUUAGGCGUGUACGUCGUCGUAACGUUGCUUCCUAUUUCAUUUAAGCGCUAGCCACACUUCCUAUCGCGAUGCAACUUCAAUUUAGUAUCUAAAGAUAACGAAACAGAUGCAGUCUUGAGUUUUUUCGUCUAGCCAAAGACUAGCAAAGGCUAUGUUCAACAGUGAAGAAGUUUUUCACUGCUGUCCUAUAUGGAAAACGCGGGCUCGUUUUCCCCGACUUAUUAUAUUCUCAAAAUGAAGACGACUGUGGUUUAAUCCUGGAUGAAAAUGAUACGAUAGAAAGAUGAAACAUAAAGAAGAUUAGAUUUGUAUUCAUAUCAUAUUCUUGAGGCUACGUUCCUCAUGAUCGCAAUUACCUUACUGAGCAGAUGUCAUCUAAAUAAACUUAUUGGAAUUUAUGCUAGUGGUUUGGACUUUUGAAGAUCUGUCGAUAUGGUGAGGAAAUUGUAAAGUGAUGUGAUGAUAUUUACCAAAUGGUACUUCUCGGUAAUCUUUUAUUCCAGUGACAGUAGACACAGAAGUAAAAAAUUGUACCUAUUCUCUAAUACUCCAGCGCCUUGUUCCCAGUCUUUCUCCCUCGCAACAGUCGCAGAGGUCACAACAUUUCCCAAACUUGAGAGGGAAAUGCGACAAUUUUGAGUCCAACUUGUUUGAAUACACUUUACCUAAGAAUCAAGGCGUCGUUAUCUACAACCUAAAGGUAUGAUUGGUGAAGGUUUGGAGUUUUAGAGUAAAAAAAAGAGUCGAAUAUGACAGUAUUCACAUGGAAUCUGAAAAGCAAGCAAACAUUAGGGUAACACUUAGCAGGUUCUUUUGUGUUUAUUAAGCCUUGUAGUGAUCCUGUUCAAGCUGAACCCUUCACUUUAAAGCCUUUCACUUUCAACGUCUCCAUUUUUUCUCCUUACUGUCCACCAUGGACACCUGACUGUGAGAGUUUUGUGUUAAAUCGAGUAAU
This is a messenger RNA of Pocillopora verrucosa, 3983 nucleotides long. Its product is annotated as potassium voltage-gated channel protein Shaw-like. NCBI's taxonomy places the organism in Eukaryota, Metazoa, Cnidaria, Anthozoa, Scleractinia, Pocilloporidae. Gene Ontology annotation, cellular component: voltage-gated potassium channel complex; membrane. The record is from RefSeq and is a predicted model, not a curated record. Gene Ontology annotation, molecular function: delayed rectifier potassium channel activity; protein binding. Gene Ontology annotation, biological process: potassium ion transmembrane transport; protein homooligomerization.